GAACCUAGUGUUAACUCCGCCGGCCACCAUCGGGAGGCUCGGGACCUCCACAAGACGCCACUUUCUCCAUUCGCUCUCCGACCGAUGCUGCCACCAACGGCACGGACCCUCUGAAGGGACACGGACAAGAUGGACCACAUCGUCGAGGUGACGGCCGGGUUUGCAUACGUCCCGGCCGGCCUCAUCUACGGCUAUCUACUGCUGCUGCCACUGAGUGAGGACAAGACCAUAGCCUGUCUGUACGACGAAACGCUCUACUGGCCGCAUGUCAUCGCGAUCGUCGCUAUGCUGAUCACGGUCGUGGUGACCAACGGGCUCAAGCUCAACUACCGCAAGACGCAGUUCGUGCACCUGUACCUUCAGCUGACCGCCACCGUCUUCUCCAUCACCGCCGGGCUCGUCUUCUUGCUUGUUGAUGAUGUCGUGCCAGCGAUCUACCUGAGCGCGAUCGCCCUCGGUCUGACGCUAGUGCCAGGUUUAAGCUACCUACACGUCAGGGCACGGGCUCGCCAUCGCGCAAGCCUAAUGUCCCUCUGCACGGUCUGGUUCUUGGCCGGAGUGGCGUCAACGGCCACCAUAGGAGCGUUGGCCGCUUCCGACUCGACCGGGCAGGAACAACUGCAUCAGAACGUGGCGAUCGCGCUUCUAGCCAGCAGUGUAUUGGUACUUGUCCUGAUCGGGCUGGUGGAAUUACUGCAGCGUGAGUCCUUGGUGGACUACCGACGUCCGCUUGACUACGACACGGCGAUGGCGCAUGACAGUGGGCGGCUAUUGAGCGUUGAAAGGCGCUCGUUCGCGCCCUACGCACAGUUCGGUAGAGCUGCGCCAGCCCUUGGAAAGGGCGUCACGGGUGCCGGAGUAGGUCCAGGCCCAGUGUGGUCAAUGGAUCGUACUGAAGGACCGGGUUGUCGCUUUCGAGGGCUCUGGACGGUGUACGCUAUCGGCACGCAACUAGUAGGCGUUCUCGCGUUCUACUGGGUGUUGUUGGUGUUAGGCAUGAACGCAAGUGUGGAGCUACUGGAGCAUGAGGACGUCUGGUAUGUGCCAUUCUGGCUGCUCACAGGUGGAGCCCUAGUCUCUACUCUGCUAGCACUUUGGCUUGCCCCAAAGACGUUGUUCGUGGGUUCAUCCGCGCUGUACGUGGUGGCAUUGGUGUUGGCUAUCGCCUUCUAUUCGGCAGAUUUGCUGCUUGUAGAAUUCGGUGUGGCCAAGCUGCUGUUCUUCUGCUUCAUUGGUGCUGCGAUGCCUUUGCUUGCCAUUAACGUACUCGAGCUGGCUCCACUCAACUGCAACGAGGCGGCAUUUGCUCUGGGCAAAGGAAUGGAGCUGCUCACCAUUGCCUUAUUGCAGUACUUCGGCACUGCUGAUGGUACGCUGUUCGGGAUGGAGCAGAUAGACCCUGCUGAGGAUGCUACACGCACCGAUAACCACAAGGACGUGAUCGCAGCUCACUACAUUGCCGCGAUCGUUCUGGGCGUAGUGGGUGCUGUGGCUACGCUCUGGCACGUCCCGAACACUGGCGGAAAAUCCCUGCCAGAGAUCGACCGUGACCUCAGUCAUAUGCGCUCCUACUUCGCAUUCAGCCGCAGCCGUCGUCAACCAUCGACUCAGCCGCCGGCCCCAACAGUUACCGAGCCACCGAUCGAGCAAGAGCCGCCUCUACCAGCAGCAGAACAGCUGUCAGCACGAAAUGCGGCACGGUUCGCUGCCUUCUACCCAGACCCGGCAGAUCCGAUCACAUCCGACCAUAGCCCAGCCAGUCGCAGCCGCAGUCGUAGCCCUUACACCGAUCUCACCGAUCAGCACCACCUGCAGCUACAACAUCACCAGCAGUACCUUACCGACCCUCAGGACCUGCUAGAUCUUCAUCAGGAAGCGCUCCGGAGGCAACACGAGGCGAACUAUUUGGCCGCCCGGCAACUCCAGCAGCGAGCUCUUGGUCGAGGGUCACCCAGUGGCUCCGACCUCCUUGCACCCGUCCGUCGUGCCUCCCCCGAUGUCAUUCAGCCCCUGCCACUGUUACCUCCGCUCGUAGCUCGCGCAGGAUCUCGAUCGGAACCUCCAAUUGGGUCACUGACUGUGAAAUCGGAACCAGGCGCAGCCCUUCGGCCGAUCCUUAUGACGCAACGGAGUGACGCCCCAGCCCCCCCACCGAUGCCUCCUGCGGACUACCUCACCAAAUCGCUGCCGCGCGUCAAAGCCGUCCGCCAGUCACGCAUCCCCCCGAUCGUACCCAAGCCGGAGCAGCCCGAGGAGGUGGUGGUGCCGGGGGUCGAGUACUCCCACAACCUCGUCCCAAGCCAGUUCCUGCGUCAAUCACUGCAGAACUCCCAGCUGUUCCGCUAGAGUUGGACCUCGUGUGCUGUCUUGGUGGGAAAUAAAUGCCCGAU
This is a messenger RNA of Anopheles nili, 2390 nucleotides long. RefSeq lists its product as uncharacterized. The transcript has 2 exons. The record is from RefSeq and is a predicted model, not a curated record. Bases 130 to 2346 code for a protein of 738 amino acids. NCBI's taxonomy places the organism in Eukaryota, Metazoa, Arthropoda, Insecta, Diptera, Culicidae.